This is a messenger RNA of Notothenia coriiceps (black rockcod), 836 nucleotides long. RefSeq names its product afadin-like. Lineage: Eukaryota; Metazoa; Chordata; Actinopteri; Perciformes; Nototheniidae. The record is from RefSeq and is a predicted model, not a curated record. Gene Ontology annotation, biological process: regulation of protein localization. Gene Ontology annotation, molecular function: cell adhesion molecule binding. Bases 294 to 836 code for a protein of 180 amino acids. The transcript has 5 exons. Gene Ontology annotation, cellular component: adherens junction.
UUUCUGAACACCCUGAUGAACGCAUGUCUCUGCUGCCGGCGCUGCAGGGCUUACCCCGCCUCCACCAUCCAGCUCGUUUCUCGCAGCUCUUCCACUUCAUCAGCUGCUGGCUCUUUAACCCAGCUGAUGGUCCCAGAGCCCCGGGGGCCCCGGCCUGCGCUUCUCACUACUGGGGGGCCACUCUGCGUCAGAGGCUGAGUGCCAUCGAGGGCGCUGGGGCGGAGAGCAGGCCUGGAGCUGGCUGCUGACUGCCAACCUGGGGACACAUCCUCCAGGCAACCACGCUCCUGACCAUGAACAAGUACAGCCUGCAGGACGUGAAGGCGGUGGUGAACAGCUGCUUCAGACUCAACUCUCUGCAGCUGCACACCUUACUGUCAGGAUACCUGUACGCCAACAACGAGCCCCACAUCCCCCCCGAGGUGGUGGAAGCCGUGGUGUUGCUGUCUGGGUCCACAGCGGAUCAGCUGAUCCUGAGCGAGGGUCGGGAGGUGUUUCUGCAGGAGAGUCUGGACCUGCAGCUUCCCUUCCUGCUGCCUGAGGGGGGGUACAGCUGCUCCUCCAUCACAGGGACCCCUGCUGGGCUGAGGGACUUCCUGGAGCCCAUCUGCAGGACAGGUCUGUGCUGUUUAACGUCUCAGCCGAACUCCAGAGGAGACUGGACCGUGUUCUUCAGUGAAACAGAUUCCUCUGCAGAGAGCACAUACAUGGUCGUCCACAGAGAGCCGGAGGUGGAGACGAUCACUCUGAAGAAACCUCUCAACAGCGGGAUGGGGGUCAGCAUCGUGGCUGCUAAGGUGACCGCAUCAAACUCUGAAAUAUUAGAGAGGACAUAA